Messenger RNA from Enterobius vermicularis (human pinworm), 414 nucleotides. The record is from the annotation of a GenBank genome assembly. Lineage: Eukaryota; Metazoa; Nematoda; Chromadorea; Rhabditida; Oxyuridae.
CCGAAUGAUACAAAACCAAUUGUCAAAGUCUGUGCUAAUGUUGAUAUGACAACCAAUGAGCAGAAAUUUCUAGAAUACGCCAGGAAGGGUGAUACGUCUUGUUUGCUCAAAAUUUUAAGUUCUAUAGCUGAAGCCGAAAGAGUGCGUCUUGCUCUUGCAAGAGACGUUCAAAAGGAAACUUCAUUGCACUAUGCUUGCAGAUUUGGAGAUCUUAAGCUUAUUAAAUUUUUAACAGAUAGUGGUGCUGAUUUAAACGCUAGAAAUGGAAAACUGGGGACACCUCUACACUGUGCGGUUUCCCAUGGACAUUUGCCAGCUGUCAGGCAUUUACUAGAAUGUGAAGUGGAAAUCGACCAAAAAGAUAAUUCUGGCGUAAAUUUUUUUGCUGUUUUAAAAACUCAAAAGGUGGACUAA